Messenger RNA from Grosmannia clavigera kw1407, 1827 nucleotides. RefSeq lists its product as uncharacterized. The record is from RefSeq and is a predicted model, not a curated record. The transcript is spliced from 5 exons. The coding region runs from base 1 to 1827 and encodes 608 amino acids. NCBI's taxonomy places the organism in Eukaryota, Fungi, Ascomycota, Sordariomycetes, Ophiostomatales, Ophiostomataceae.
AUGCCCGAGUUUUUUUCCUUUACGCUUGGCGCUGAGACGAACCCGCGUGUGCUGCGCGGACCGGACGAGGAGUCACCGCUGCUGGUUGGCCGUCAGACAGCGGACGAGCAGGAAGGGGAGCAGGAAGAGGACGAGCAGGGCGAAGAGCCGGACGAGCUGGACGAGCUGGACAAGCAGGAGAGAGCAGCCGGGAUGGCGGCAACCCACACCAGCCCCAUGCCAGACGGCAUCCGCGCUGGCCGUCACGCUGGCCACAGCGCUGGCCGCUUGCAGGGGGACAGAUCGGACAGAUCAGUCAAUACGAGCGAGGACGGCCAUACGGGGCCGUUUCGACGUCGUGGGGGUCCCGUGCACCGCGUCAUGGGCCGCUGGUGGACGCGCUGGGCGCUUCUGGUGGUGCUGCCGGCCGUCGUGGCGGUGACCUGGUGUGCGGUGCCGAUGCCGCAGUGGGCAUUGGCCGAUGGCGAGAACGGAGGGUUGGGCAGGAACGGCGAACCGAAAAGACCGCCCGGUCACGGCGAAGCCCGCGUUCGCAUCGGCUUCUGGCACUUCCUCCUGGCCUACUACGGCCCCUACAACGGCGUCGCGCUCGUCUGGAUCACCAAGGUCUUCAACCUCUACGGGCUCAACUGGUGGGCUGACUCGCUCGGCUUUGUCGCCAGCGCCGUCCUGCUCGCUGCCGCCUCGCUCGCCGCACCUGCCCUGUUCUUUGUCGCCGCUCCCCAGACGGCUCGCCGGCUGCUGUCACACAAUACCGUCUGGGUCACGUGGACGUUUGCCGUCAUGGCCGUACCCGCGGCCGCUGCCCUCGCCCUGCUGCUGCUGCAUGAGCGCCAUCUCGGCCUGCGCCACGCCCUCUCGGCCACCCAGCGCAUCUUCACGACUGCCCGCUGGGCCGGCGAGCCGGACGGACAUUUUGUGCGCUUCCUCUGGCUCGUGAGUGCCCUCUUCAUCUCCUUGCUCGUCUUUGAGCUCGGCGAGGCCUCUGCCUCGCUCUUUCUUUCCGCUCUGCCCGCCAUGCGCCACGAAACGGUCUAUGCCGUUGUCUAUGUCUGGGGCUGGACCGUGACCGUCUUCCUGCUCGACCUCCUGACCGCCUGGAUCCUGGGUGGCCAUCAAGGCGAACGUGUCGGUAGCUAUCCAUUGGGAUGGGUCUUCAAACUCUACUUCAUGCUCACGUACCAAACCUACGUCCGAGCCCUCUACGCCCGCCUCCGCUCGCCCUCCCAGGUCAUCAUGCUGCAGGUCCUCUCCUCGUCCACGCUCAUCGUCCUGACCCCCGUCCUCAUGUCACCCUGGACCCAUCGGCUGCUCGUGGCCCUCGGCCUCAAUGGACUCGCCUACGGCGCCUACCAAAAGGUCUGCGCCCGCAAUGUCUUUGUGCGCUUCGUCGCCGAAAACGCCACCAUGCUCGCCUUCCUCGGCGCCCUGCUCGUCCUGCACUUCGGCCCCAAUCGCGACGUCUAUCCCUACUUUGGCUUCGACGACGAGCCUGUCAAUGCCACCGCCAACGCCUUGGGCAGCCUCCUCGAUCGUUUCGCCAGCCAAACCUACGGCUACACCCCCUCUCUCCCUGACUACCCUGUCCCACCCCCGCCCGCCUACACCUUCUCCUUCACGCUCUAUGCCGCCACCAUUACUUGGGCCUGCGAGCUCGUCGCCGCCGUCCUCGUCUCUUCGCUCAUCCUCUGCUUCUACGGCAUCGCCGUCGUCGCCGAGGCCAAGGCUGAUCUCGCCGCCUGGCCCGAACUGCUCCCUGCCAGUGUCGCCGUCACCGUUCAUGUCCUGCAGAAUAUGCUCUUCUCCAUCAUCCGCCUGCGCUUCUGA